This is a messenger RNA of Cynoglossus semilaevis (tongue sole), 2119 nucleotides long. Its product is annotated as sodium- and chloride-dependent betaine transporter-like. Gene Ontology annotation, cellular component: cell projection; plasma membrane. The coding region runs from base 397 to 2055 and encodes 552 amino acids. Gene Ontology annotation, biological process: amino acid transport; nitrogen compound transport; sodium ion transmembrane transport. The transcript is spliced from 13 exons. Lineage: Eukaryota; Metazoa; Chordata; Actinopteri; Pleuronectiformes; Cynoglossidae. The record is from RefSeq and is a predicted model, not a curated record. Gene Ontology annotation, molecular function: gamma-aminobutyric acid:sodium:chloride symporter activity.
CUCAUCUGUAAUGUCUUAUCAUUUUAUACUUCUCUAGGUCAGUGUUUUAAAGAUUAUCUAAGGAAAAGAGAAAAACAGGAUUGACUUAUAGCUGUUAUGUCAACCUCAGGAAAUAUGUUGUGUUUUGCAUCAUCUCUAUUGAUCCAUGUGUAUAUGUCAAAUAAUUGUUGAUCGAUAAAAAAUGCUAAUAAUUAUGUUUAUUCUCAGUUGUGUAAAAGGCAGGAUCAGGUUUAAGGAAAUGUCUCAGAAGAACAAGCCCCUGAAGGCUGUGAUCUCAAGUGUGAACAAACUAUACUUUUGGCUGCCAGUCAUGAUGGUUUUGUAUAGACAUUACUGCAGGAGUGGUUUAUUCAUAUUCAAACAUCAAUUCAGUUCACAUCUUGACUCGAUCUAAAGAUGAGGAAGGUUAGAGGAUCAACAGAGGGCAAUAACACUAAUGCAGUGGUUGAAGACAGAGGACAGUGGUCCAGUAAAACUGAGUAUCUCCUGGUGGUCGCAGGUAAUGUGGUGGGUUUGGGCAACGUGUGGAGGUUUCCAUAUCUCUGCUACAAGAACGGUGGAGGAGCUUUUCUGGUUCCAUACUGUCUGUUGGCCGUGGUGGUCGGGAUUCCUCUGUUCCUGCUGGAGACUGCGAUGGGUCAGUACACCCAGGAAGGAUUCGUCACCUGCUGGAGGAAGCUGUGUCCUCUGGCACAAGGAAUAGGAUAUGGAUAUUUUAUGAUCAAAUGUUUUGACCUCUGCUACAUCAUCAUCCAAGCCUGGACUCUGGUCUACCUGGGGUUUUCAUUCUCUCCUUCACUGCCCUGGUCCAACUGUAACAACAGCUGGAAUACAGUCAGCUGUGUCAGUCUUCCUUCAACAAAUGUGUCUGUCACAGUGAUGUUGAACAGCAGCACCCCGGCUUCAGUAGAGUUCUGGGAGCGUAGGGUUUUAGGAAUCUCUGGAGGUAUUGACCAGUUGGGCAGUGUGAGAUGGGAUCUGACCUUGUCUCUCCUGGUCUCCUGGGUCUGUUGUUACUUCUCUAUCUGGAAAGGUGUGCAGUCUUCAGGAAAGGUAGCGUACGUCACGACCACCUUCCCCUACCUGAUGCUCCUGAUUCUGCUCAUCAGGGGGCUGACUUUACCUGGAGCUUGGGACGGAAUCACUUUUUACCUGUAUCCAGAUUUAAAUCGUUUGGCAGAUCUUGAGGUCUGGAUGGAAGCAGGAUCUCAGAUCAUCUUCUCCUACAGUUUGGCCAGAGGGACCUUACAGGUUUUAGGAAGUUAUAAUGACUAUGAAAACAACUGUUACAAAGACUCUUUCUGGCUGUGUCUGUUGAACAGUGGGACCAGUUUCUUUGCAGGAUUCGUGGUCUUCUCUGUUCUUGGAUUCAUGGCUCACAAAAAGGGAGUCACUGUUGACAAGGUUGCUGACUCAGGUCCAGGCUUGGCCUUCAUUGUUUAUCCUGAGGCCACAGCUAUGAUGCCUUUGCCUCAGUUCUGGAGCGUCUGCUUCUUCCUGAUGCUCUUCUUCCUCAGCGUGGACACAUUUUUUGUGUCGGUCAAGUGUUUUGUAACAUCUGUAAGUGACCUAUUUCCAAAACACCUGCGGGGACCAGGAAGGUCUGAGGUCUUUGUUCUUCUGGUCUGUUUGUUCUUCUUCCUCACACAACUAAUUCUUGUCACCGAGGGAGGAGUGUAUGUAUUCCAUCUUAUUGAUUAUUAUGGUUCUACUGGGGCUUGUCAAUAUGUCAUGAUGUUGUUACAGUGUCUUGCUCUGGCCUGGGGCUUUGGUUGUGAACGUGUUACUAACAUCAUUGGAGACAUGACAGGUCACAGACCUGCUGUUUUUUUCUGCAUCUGCUGGAAAUACAUCAUUCCUGUGCUGUCACUGUUAGCCUUAAUCAUGUACCUGGUCGGUUACAUGCAUCUCAAGUUUAAUAACUGGUACAGUUACCCUGACUGGGCGUAUGCUCUGGGGUUGUUGAUGACCCUCUCCUCUGUUCUGAUGGUGCCACUCUGGGCAGUUGGGCAGAUGUGUGUGACACCAGGAUCCUUUGUCCAGGUCAGUGUUUAGAAAUGAUUAAUGGCCUAAACUCCAGAAAUCCAGAAAUCAUCCAUAUCCCAUCUUUUAGCCUCAG